AUGGAUGAAGGCGGUGGACUGGAGCGCCCGGCGGGAGAGCAGCUGCAGGCACUGGCCACGGAAGGAGCUGGCCAGGAGAAGUGCGAGCCGGAGACGGUUCGGUCCAAGAGUUUACCGGCCCUGAACAGCACCUCCUGCCGGCCGGAGCGCAGUUCCGCGGGUGUAGACGCCAAGCCUGCCUUCAAAUGCACGAAUUCUUUGGAUCACCAGGAAUUGCUGCAAGGGCCCGGCCCGUUGACCCCCAGCACUUCGGCCCAGUCCCCGUCGGUGGGGAUGGCGGAUUGUAACCACCGAGUGGACAUCAGCAAAGCCGUGUCCGUGUCCUCCACUCUGGCUACACUGCAAGGGCGCAGAUGCCUCUACCUGGUCCUCACGGAUUCCCGAUGCUUCCUGGUUUGCAUGUGCUUUCUGACCUUCAUCCAGGCACUGAUGGUCUCCGGCUACCUGAGCAGCGUCAUCACCACCAUUGAAAGGCGCUACAGCCUCAGGAGUUCCGAGUCGGGGCUGCUGGUCAGCUGCUUUGACAUCGGGAGCCUGGUGGUGGUGGUGUUCGUCAGCUACUUCGGAGGCCGAGGACGGCGGCCCCUGUGGCUGGCUGUGGGCGGCCUGCUCAUCGCCGUCGGGGCUGCCCUUUUCGCUUUACCUCACUUCAUCUCCCCUCCGUACCAGAUCCAAGAGUUGAACGCUUCGGCCUCCAACGACGGCCUGUGUCAGAAUGGAAACUCCACGGCCACUUGGGAGGCUCCGACUUGCCUGAAGGAUUCGCGAGGGAGUAAUCACUGGGUCUAUGUGGCUUUGUUCAUUUGCGCACAGAUUCUUAUUGGAAUGGGCUCCACACCUAUUUACACCCUGGGACCAACCUACUUAGACGAUAAUGUCAAGAAAGAAAAUGCAUCCUUGUACUUAGCCAUCAUGUAUGUCAUGGGAGCACUUGGUCCUGCAGUGGGAUAUUUACUAGGUGGACUUCUCAUUGGUUUUUAUGUUGACCCCAAAAAUCCUGUUUACCUUGACCAGAAUGACCCUCGUUUCAUUGGAAACUGGUGGAGUGGAUUCCUCCUUUGUGCCAUUGCAAUGUUUCUUGUGAUAUUCCCAAUGUUUACUUUUCCAAAAAAGCUUCCACCUCGGCACAAGAAGAAGAAAAAGAAAAAAUUUUCUGUGGAUGUUGCUAGCGAUGAUGAUGAUGUUAUGAAAGAGAAAUCAAACAACAGUGAACAAGUGGACAAAAAAGUUUCUUCUAUGGGAUUUGGAAAGAAUGUCAAAGACCUACCACGAGCAGCUGUCAGGAUCUUAAGCAACAUGACAUUCCUUUUUGUGAGUUUGUCAUACACAGCUGAGAGUGCCAUUGUAACUGCUUUCAUUACCUUCAUUCCCAAGUUCAUCGAGUCACAGUUUGGUAUCCCUGCUUCCAAUGCCAGCAUCUAUACUGGUGUUAUUAUUGUCCCAAGUGCUGGCGUUGGCAUUGUCCUGGGAGGCUAUAUUAUUAAAAAAUUGAAACUUGGUGCAAGAGAAUCUGCAAAACUAGCAAUGAUCUGCAGCGGUGUGUCUUUGCUGUGUUUUUCAACCUUGUUUAUUGUUGGAUGUGAAAGUAUUAAUCUAGGAGGCAUAAACAUCCCUUAUACCACAGGACCGUCUCUCACCAUGCCCCAUCGGAAUCUGACAGGAAGCUGCAAUGUUAACUGUGGCUGUAAAAUAGAUGAGUAUGAACCAGUCUGUGGAUCAGAUGGAAUUACAUACUUUAACCCUUGUCUGGCUGGCUGUGUUAAUAGUGGUAAUCUUAGCACGGGGAUUCGGAAUUACACGGAAUGCACCUGUGUCCAGAGCCGACAAGUGAUCACUCCGCCCACAGUGGGACAGCGCAGUCAGCUCCGCGUGGUCAUCGUCAAAACCUAUCUCAACGAGAACGGCUACGCUGUGUCCGGGAAGUGUAAACGGACUUGUAACACGCUUAUUCCCUUCUUAAUUUUUCUUUUCAUAGUCACCUUCAUCACAGCCUGUGCGCAGCCAUCAGCCAUCAUAGUAACACUCAGAUCUGUAGAAGACGAGGAGAGACCUUUUGCUCUGGGCAUGCAGUUUGUUUUGUUGCGAACACUUGCGUACAUUCCUACCCCGAUCUACUUCGGCGCAGUCAUCGACACCACCUGCAUGCUCUGGCAGCAGGAGUGCGGCGUGCAGGGCUCCUGCUGGGAGUACAACGUCACGUCCUUCCGCUUCGUCUACUUCGGCCUGGCGGCCGGCCUCAAGUUCGUGGGCUUCGUUUUCAUUUUUCUGGCCUGGUACUCCAUUAAGUACAAGGAGGAGGAGCUGCAGCGGCGGCGCUGGCGGGAGUUCCCGCUGCACACGGUGAGCGAGGCGGUGGGCCGCCGCCACCCCGCGGGCUCCGCCCGGACCAGGUCGUGCCCGGCCUUCGGCUCCCACGCCGACUUCCCCGACGAGCCUCGGCCGCACAAGGGGCUGCAGGCGGCCGCGGCGCAGACCUACGCCGGGCCCUUCCCCGAAGCAAUAAGCGCCUCCGCCAACCCGGGCUUGGAAGAAAGGCCCACUGCAGUCUAG
Messenger RNA from Elephantulus edwardii (Cape elephant shrew), 2550 nucleotides. It is a transcript of the gene SLCO5A1, whose product is annotated as solute carrier organic anion transporter family, member 5A1. Lineage: Eukaryota; Metazoa; Chordata; Mammalia; Macroscelidea; Macroscelididae. Bases 1 to 2550 code for a protein of 849 amino acids. Gene Ontology annotation, cellular component: membrane. The transcript has 9 exons. Gene Ontology annotation, biological process: sodium-independent organic anion transport; transmembrane transport. Gene Ontology annotation, molecular function: protein binding. The record is from RefSeq and is a predicted model, not a curated record.